Messenger RNA from Cinclus cinclus, 4366 nucleotides. RefSeq names its product serine/arginine repetitive matrix protein 1-like. NCBI's taxonomy places the organism in Eukaryota, Metazoa, Chordata, Aves, Passeriformes, Cinclidae. The record is from RefSeq and is a predicted model, not a curated record. Bases 2969 to 3793 code for a protein of 274 amino acids. The transcript has 2 exons.
GGCUGAGGGAAAAUCCAGGCUAUUUAUAAGGGAUGAUGAGAGGUGGGUCCAGGGUGAGAAUCCAGUGGGUAAAGGGAAAAGUGGUGUAAGGGAGAAGUAAUACAGGGCAGGGGCCGAUAAGGUAGGACGGGUGGAACAGUGCAGUGAACAUAAACCAAUGGGGGGGGGGGGGGGGUACAAGGAUACAAGAACUUUCCAGAGCUGGGAGGAGACAAGGGAUGACAUAACUGGGAAUAGAGGCAACCAAUGGGAAAUGAGGGUUAUAAAGCUUUACCUUAAAGCUUUACCAUGAAGAAUUUUUAAAACCUUUGACAACCUUCUUAGGAGCUAUUCUAAACUUAAACAAAUGCCCUCCAAGGUCUGGGGCCACGGGCCAACUCCUCACCCAAAACACUGGUCUGGCUUGGGAUGUCAGUCAGUCCGAUUCCUACACUGGGCCUCUGCAUGAUAUUCACCCAGAAGCUGCCUUUCAAGGACUGAAGUGGAACAAAAGGUAUAAAAGAAAUGUCAUUCCCAGAGGGAAAAUAGUUUCAUUUCUCUUGUGUCUGCGUUUUUUUUUUUUUACAGUUACCUCAAAAUUUCCGGAUCCAGAACAGCUACUCUGAGUUUUGGUAGAGAUUCCAAAGCAGGAUACAGUAGGUUUCAAAGUACACCUUGGAAAAUCAAUUGUUUGUCUGCAGCAUGCAGCAUGUAGGUGUGAUGUCUGUAACUGGUCUUAGUUGAUGCAGAGGUACUUGGAAAAAAAUGUUUAAUCUUUCAUCUCUCCCCACCUGCAUUCUUCCUCAGUGUACUUUUUAUUCAGCAGGACUCGGAUGAGAGAGAGAGAGAGAGAGAGAGAGAGGGGAACUCUCUUCACAUCAGCGUCAAAGGAAAAAGUGUUCAGCGACUUACAGUCGUAGUGACUGUUCUGUGUAAAAGCAGGAUUGUUUUGCCAUCAGACCUUGCGUGCCGUACCAGUCUGUGCGUUAACAGGUGUCUAAGAAAGGUCAAAAGGGAAUAACUCCAUGUCGUUCACUGGUGUGAAUCUUGGUGGGGAGCAGAGCCGAGAGUUAACUGCAGUGAGGGGGAGGUUACUGAAGCCCCAGUUUGUUUCCAGUGAGCGUGGUGUUGUGGUGUUCAAAGUUACAGGUGCCUGCUGGCCUGGAGCUGGAUACUUCUGCCUCUGCUUUCUUUGGGGGUUGAUGAUUCCUUAUGUUUAUGUUGGCGUGCCAGACAAAUUGUUAAAGGUAUUUCCAUCAGACCUGGUUUGAAUGUGUUACCCCUUCAUUUAAUUAAAAGAAAAAAAGCCCCGCUCCAUCACUGCUGCUGUGAUGUGUGACAAAAGCCCAUCUUCCCUCCCCUGGGAACAGGUGAGAGAUGGAACUAAACCCCAAAGGAUUUUCUGCUCACUGAUGGCACGUGAGUCUUCUUGGGAAUUCUCUGCCAAAUGUGGUCAGUUGUUUUUGAAUGUGGCCAUGCGGGGAGUCGAACGUGCCAGCCCAGAUCUGCAAACAUGCAGUGCCAGAAGGAGAAGCCUUGAAAUGUAAACUGGGAUUUAUUCACCUGACUCGCAAGUGUGUGUGCUGUGCCCAGGUCCCCUGUCCAAAUCCUGGGCGGGGAGAAGCCAGGACUGCACAUUCCUUGUGAUAGGAAUUCAGGUUUUUUUGGGGGGGUCGGGGUGGGGGUUAAAUACAAAUGAGAUGCCAGGGAGGGAAUGGCUCCUACGUGUAAAUAUAUUUGUCCUAGAGGAGCCCUGCGCAGUCUGACUGCUGCCCAGUGCUGCUCCCUGACUGUACCCUCUCUUGGUGAGCCUCUGCCCUGCUGGCCGUGUUUUUGUUUUCUGGUUUUGGCUUUUUGUUUUUGUUUUUUUUUUUUUUUUUAAUUUCAGCCUGCACCCCGAUCUUCAUUUUCUUCCCGUGUCCUCUCUGCUGCCACUCUCCCUUUCUGCCUCGUGUCCUCUGUCUCUGGUUUAUAAUGUGUAGACUAUAUGGAUAUAUGAAUUCCACGUAAGUAUGCCAAAUAUAAAUAGAAAAAUGAAUUGAAAUAUAGUUUUAAAAUAAAGGGGUUUUAAUUUUCUGUUUUGUUAGAGGCCGGGCUUUUCCAUAAAUGAUAUAAAAAUGUGAAGAUAUAGAAUAUAUAAAUGUGUGUGUGUGUGUGUGUGUGUAUAUACAUAUAUAUACACACACAUAAAAUACAAAUGUUAGUAAUAUAAAGAUUUCUUAAUAAAAAUAAUAUUGUACCCAUGUUGUAAUUGAUGCCAAUAUACAUUAAAUUCAAUAUCCAAAAAUAGGUAUUGAUUAUGAAUAUAAAUUAAUUAUUAACAAACAUAUAUAUAUAUCUAUAUAUAUAUCUAUAUAUAUAUAUCUAAUGGGUUUGGGGUUUUUUUAGUUUGUUCAUGGCAGGGAUUUUUUAGUUUGGGUCGGGUUUUUUUGGGGGGCAUUCGUUUAGUAGGAUUUUUUAAAGGGAGGGACCUCGAUGUUUUUUGGCCCCUUGUCUCUCUGUCUGUGUGUGUGUCUCUCUGUCUGUGUCCCCCGUGUCCCCAAAGAGCCGCGGCCCCGGGCUGAGCUCGGCCGCAGUGCUGCCGCCUUGUGGGAAGAGAUCGGUACUGCAGCCGUGCCCCGAAGCGGCGACCGGCUCCUCCUCGGCGCUGCUGCGGGAGGGCGGUGGGGCGCGAAAUGGUGCGCGUGACCUUCUCAAGAUGGCGGAGGGCCCAAGGUGACGAUGCCGUUCCACUGGGACCGAUGCGACGCUCGGGACGGCGGACGCAAUAGGACCCCGGCAGAGAUACGCUGGAGGGGGGGGGUUGUCCUUUUUUUCCCGCCCUUUUUUUGCCGUCCUAUGUAGAAGGUCGGGUGAGUGAUAGCCGGGUCGCCAUCUUGGGAGUGGCACGCUGCAAUUUCCGCCCUUCCUGGCUCCAUCUUUGUUCCUGGCAGAAGCCACUUCCGGUGGCGUUGCCAGCGUUGUCGUGGUAACUGUAAAGCCCCAGAUAAUGGUGUCUCUUAAAGUCGCCUGCCUGAAUCCGACCCCCGACGCUGAUCGCGCGCUCUCCCGCCGCCUGUCCCACGAGCCAUUUCCAGCACCGCUGACCAGUCCGCGCCCAUCCGCGCCGCGUAAAAGGCGACGGAAAAUCGCGCCGAGAACGCGGGAUCGGUUUCGGGACCGGAUUCAGGCAGGCGAGUUCAAUAAUCGCCAAUGUAGGGGGCCUUCUUUUUCGCCUCCCGAAACAAAGAUGGCGGAGGCACCGGAAAUGGCUUCUGCCAGUACCAAAGAUGGCGGCAGGGAAGGGCGGAAAUUGCGUCUCGACCCUUCCCAAGAUGGCGACUCAACCGUCACUCGCCCGACCUUCUGCAUAGGGCGGCAAAAAAGGGGCGGGGAAAAAAGGACCCCCACGGGGUGUGGACUGCAUUGCCUGCCCGCGACGCCGACGCCGAUCCCUCCACCCCGGCGCGAUUUUGCGCGGCGUUUCCCAUCGUGCCCACACGGGCUGUGGGCUCAGCGGCGCCGCGGACGCGCGGGAGCCCGGCGGGCGCCGACAGGCAGCGGCGGGUCCGCCCCUCUCUCUGCCGGGGUCCUUCCACGGCCGCCGUCGCGGAGAGCGACUCCCGUCCCGCCGCGCCACCUCUCCGCGCUACCCGGUUCCGCUCCUGCCCGGGGAACGCAUCGACGAAGGAAGAGCGGUCGCCCAGCUCCCGGAGCCAUCGCCCUGCCCGCAGCCGGGAGCAGCCCGCAGGAGGAGGCAGCUGCUCUCUCUGCCGGAGAGGACCGGAGAAAUGGUUCCACUCCUCCCAUCUUUGCCAAAAGCUGUGCUGUUUGAGGAGCCAGAGCCAAGGUGCCUUCAGCACCAGGGCUCUGCACUGGAGGGCUCCCGGUCCUGACCGCGCAGGGUUCCCCUUUUCCUCCCCCCUGGGAUGAAGUGUCUAUGGAAUCUGGGAUCUGGGUGAAACUGCAGCUCUGCUGGUAUCCAGGGACGUGAGGUUCCGGGGGACUGCGUUUCCCUGUGGCUUUCCAGGUCGGCAGGAGCCGGAGGAAAUGGGGUGCCAGAGCCGUGCCCCAUCAGGCCGUGUUUGCCUCUGAGGAACAGAGAGUCCGGGCUGAGGUGAGAUUGCCAGGAGUGCUUGGAUGGAUGAGCUGUGCGGGGAACGGGGAGCUCGGAAUCGCAGCUGCUGCUGGAUCCAUUGCCUUAGGUCUGCUCCGUCUGUGUCUGUGCCAAGUGGGAUUUGUGCUGGGGAGAGAGGUGCUGUGGGGAGCCAAAGGUGGAGUAAAUCCUCUGUGGGGAUGGGCAGCGAAGGACUGAGUAGCAGGGAAAGGAGAGGAUUUCUAAAGGAUACGACUGUUUCUGCCAAGAGCGGGGUGGAGCAGCGAUGGGGGUAGUUGGGUUUGGCCUGGG